Odobenus rosmarus divergens (Pacific walrus) is the source of this 999-nucleotide messenger RNA. RefSeq names its product SH3-domain GRB2-like 3 (gene SH3GL3). The transcript has 8 exons. Gene Ontology annotation, biological process: synaptic vesicle uncoating; endocytosis. The annotation marks the transcript as partial. Gene Ontology annotation, molecular function: protein binding. NCBI's taxonomy places the organism in Eukaryota, Metazoa, Chordata, Mammalia, Carnivora, Odobenidae. Gene Ontology annotation, cellular component: presynapse; glutamatergic synapse; cytoplasm. The record is from RefSeq and is a predicted model, not a curated record.
CUAUUCAGUGAAAAAAUAAGUGGCGUCGAAGGAACGAAACUAGAUGAUGAAUUUCUUGACAUGGAGAGGAAAAUAGACAUUACCAAUAAAGCUGUUGCAGAAAUUAUUUCGAAAGCCACAGAAUAUCUUCAGCCAAAUCCAGCAUACAGAGCUAAGCUGGGAAUGCUGAACACUGUGUCGAAGAUUCGAGGACAGGUGAAAACCACUGGCUACCCCCAGACGGAAGGCUUGCUGGGCGACUGUAUGCUGAAGUACGGGAAGGAGCUGGGCGAAGGCUCUGCGUUCGGCAAUGCAUUGAUAGAAGUUGGGGAAUCCAUGAAGCUAAUGGCUGAGGUGAAAGACUCUCUUGAUAUUAACGUAAAGCAAACUUUUAUUGACCCACUUCAGUUACUCCAAGACAAAGAUCUAAAAGAGAUUGGGCACCACCUGAAAAAGCUGGAAGGCCGCCGCCUGGAUUAUGAUUAUAAAAAGAAGCGAGUAGGUAAGAUACCAGAUGAAGAAGUCAGACAAGCGGUAGAAAAAUUUGAAGAGUCAAAGGAGUUGGCUGAAAGAAGCAUGUUUAAUUUUUUAGAAAACGAUGUAGAACAAGUCAGCCAGUUGGCCGUGUUUAUAGAGGCAGCUUUAGACUAUCACAAACAGUCCACGGAGAUCCUGCAGGAGUUACAGAGCAAUCUGCAGAUGCGAAUAUCAGCUGCAUCCAGUGUCCCCAGACGAGAGUAUAAGCCACGGCCCAUCAAAAGGAGUCCUAGUGAGCUCAAUGGGGUGUCCACCACCUCAUCGGCAAAGACAGCAGGUUCUAACGUUCCCAUGGAUCAGCCCUGCUGUCGUGGUCUCUAUGAUUUUGAGCCAGAAAACCAAGGAGAACUGGGAUUUAAAGAAGGGGACAUCAUUACAUUAACCAAUCAAAUAGAUGAAAACUGGUAUGAAGGGUUGCUACACGGGGAAUCUGGAUUCUUCCCCAUUAAUUAUGUUGAAGUGAUCGUGCCUUUACCUCAGUAA